Molecule: messenger RNA, 5207 nt
Organism: Orbicella faveolata
Lineage: Eukaryota; Metazoa; Cnidaria; Anthozoa; Scleractinia; Merulinidae
Source: RefSeq, a predicted model, not a curated record
GCCCUUAUGCUUUAAGUUUAAAAACAUGCACCAAUAAGAUACGAGUUUUAACUGUUCGAAAACAAGAAGAAAUUUAACUUGUUUUCAAGAUAGUUUUCCCGCAAGACGUAAAGUAAUUUGGCUGUAAUAUUGUUCCGAUUUGUGAACGAAGCUGAAAUUUGUUCUUCAUUCAUUUCCGUGACCAUAGUACAUGAGCUAAGAGCAUGUAAUCAAACGUAUCUGAAGUUUUUACAAGUAGUGUUCCGCUAUUUGAAUUCCACAAGCAGUUUGUUAGUUUACGGUCUAAAAGAAGAUAAACACGCAAAGCUUUCUGGUUGAUCAAGCGAAUCACCAAAAUUGUUCGAUUCACUGAGCGGAAAAUGCUAUGGAUGGCUUGGUGAAGAAACUCUUCACAGACGGUUAACAUAGCGGGCUUUGCAUAAUGAGCUUAAUGCCUGUGGCGAAAGCACGAAAGGAAUUUUUCAUAUACAAAGUAGGGGCGGAUUCCUUAUUUUAUGGAGAGAGGGAGGGGUGGGAGGGGUUGUAAGCGCGAGCUCCAAAGGUGUGUCACUUCCUGAGGGGUCUUGUAAGAAAGCCUUUCCUGCAUUUUGAAUGUCUCAUAGGGGAGGGGAGUGGCGUUGUUUUUACUUUAACCUUAACCCUGAAUCAGCAGCUGUUUCCAGCUUGCAAAUCAAGAAUGAAUAUACUAAUUGCCCUCCUCAUUUUGUCAACAGAUAUCUUAUGGCUUCUGUUUCAUUGAAGCUGGUCUUAUUAGCCUCCGCUUUUGUUCUGCUGGGACAUAGCUCUGCUCAGGAGCUUUAUGAAGAUGAAGCAAACCUCGAGCAGUACAGCCCACUACUAGGGGAAUAUUUGAUUGAUUACCCAAUACUAGAGGAAUACGGGAUUCCCACCGUGGAAGAGUUCCCCAGGGAAGAUGAGGAUGAUGAUGAUGAGGAUGAAGUCAAUGAAGACGCUGAUUCCAGCGAAACAGAACAAAAAGCCAAAAAAGGGCAAAUAAAACAUCAAGACAAUGAGCAUGCACAAAAGACAUCCUCUGCAACGAAACUUAAAAGCGACGCACGCGAAAAGCGGCAGCUCCCUCUUCAAGAUGACCCUGUGGUUAUCGCCCGCGAGAAGCUACAACGAGCAAUCAAAGCGGCCAAAGCACUGAGUAACAUAGAAAACCAGCUUGGAUUAAAUCCCUCCACGGUCGAGCACAAAACCGAGAAACUAGAGAAGCAACUCAAAGACGAGGAGAAAAACUUCAAACAACUUGCCGAUCAAACGGACGACAAAGACAAGAAGCAGAAAUUCGUCAAACUCGAAAAAGUUGCAGAUGAAGACGUCAAUGAGGCCCAGAGUAUUUUAAAAUUGAUCGUCAAACUGGAAGCCGCUAAGUAUCUAGCGAAGGAACGAGCUCAAGAGGAACUCGAUGCGGCUCAAAAGAACAAAAUUGCUUCAACGCCGCAAAUGGUUCUUGGACAACCAUUUACAUACCCUCCUCAAGCACCUGGAUAUUUUGGGGGAAUGUCGCAACCGGCUUAUCAGCCCAUGAUGCCGGCAUAUACGGCUAGUUAUCCACCGCAAAUGUUCCAAGGGAUGGGUCCCCCCAGUGUGGGUUCUGCACCUAGUGUGUUAUCACCUGCUAGUUUAGCUGGUCCAACGAGCGCGACGCCUCCUUAUCAGCCCAGUUACCAGGGUAAUACGGAGCUACAGCCAAUAAACCCAAUCAAUGCACCUCAGACCGGCGUGUCAGCCUUUCCACCCCAAAGCAGUGCCCAGCACAGCGUGGAGUCCGUACAACCUGAGGCUGCCAAGGUGGCAAGCUACUCGCCAGAGGAAGAUAACACCGAUAUCAGCCCAGGAGAUAUGGAGUUCAGUGAUAUGGAAAACACUCCACCGGCAAAGAAACCGACAGUUUCACAAGUCAGUGCUGGCAAGGUUCAGUCCGAUGCGCACGGCUCGAGCAGUAAUGAAGCAAAAGCACAACAGACGCACAUUAAACCACAGCCGCCUAGCAAAGACACCGGUCUUACCACAAAGCAUCCUGCUCAACCGGUGGCACCCGCUCAACCGGUCUCUCCUGCUCAGCCAGUUGCACCGGUUCAACCAGCUGCUCCAGCUCAACCAUUCGCUCCUGCUCAACCAGUCACGCCUGUUCAACCUGUAGCGCCGGUUCAACUAGUCAUGCCUGAUCAGCCAGUCGCCCCCGCCCAACCAGUCGCACCUGCUCAAACAGUAUCACUUCCGGUACACACGAUCGAAUCCGCUGUUGGCCAAUCAAAUAGUUUUAUGCCACAGUCGGCACCGCUGACCGCAUCAUACAACCCCGCGGUCGCGGCACCAAAUUUAGCAUCUAUGUCAAGAUACUUUGAUUCAUCGUCCAAUUCUCCCAACUUGUUGCCACAGCAACCAUAUUAUGAACCGCCAAAACUUCAAGCUCCCCAGCAAAACUUUGCACCUCACCCAGAGCCAAAGAAACCUGCUCCCAAGAGCCCUACAUCUGAGAAGCCGGAGGUUUCACCUUAUUCUGCUUUUAAUGACCAGCCCCAGGUUUCAGCUCCUCCAAGUCCUGCAAACUUACAACCUCCAGCGGCGUAUUCCGGGGAACAGGCGCUUUCAAGCGCGUACCCCACGAACUCGUUUUACCCAUGGAACAGUCAGGCGCUCUCAUCCGGCAGUCCACAGUAUUCUUGGAGCCCUCCAAUGUAUUAUCCUCCGGCUGCAUCGUAUCAAGCCCCGGUUAAUCCGCUGAUUGCAGAAGCGUACAGAAAACUGCACGACACGGAAAGAGCGAGUCUAGCCAUGUCCAAGAUCGAGGAAGCGAUUGGUCUAUCACCAAACUCGGUGAAGCACAUUAUCAAUGACAUUGAAAACCAAGCUAAAAUGGAAGCCAACCGAUAUGAGGACGACAUGAGCAAAGAAAAGGCCGAGAUAACCAAGGAGAAAGAAAGCCUUGAAAAGAACCAAUUUGCAGACGAUGCUCAAGCAAAAAAGAAAAUCCAAGAUGAUGAACAGAAGCUGAGAAAUGACAUCAAAAAAGAAAGCGUCGCAAAGCUCGAGGUGGACAAGAUUAAGAAGAUCGAGAAAAUUUUGACCAUCAUCGAAGCAGCGAAGUAUUCUGCUAUGCAGAGAGCAAAGAAACGAAUUCACAAGCUCAAAGCUGAUGAAGGCGUUGCUGAUGGUGAUGAUAUUAGAAAACGCGACCUCGAAGAUCUUGAAAAUGACAUCAGACGUCGUAGAAGGAACGAAAUUAAUAUUUGGCUCAAAGGCUCAAGGAAUCGCAUUGACACGAGUCACUUCUUACGAAACCGUCUAGGCAGGCUGGGAAGACAACACGAGGAGGAAAGGUCGCGGUGGAGUUUAGACCAGAAAACUGUUUUACAUCAUUCAAAAAAUUCUGAGAAAAUCAACAAAACUGAUGACGACCCAAGGGAAAGCAAGUUGCACAAAUUGAAGUUUUUUAAAACGCUCUCAUCCAACAAGAAGCUCGACUCAGGAAAUCAGUUCCCUGUGGCAAAGAGGGCUGAUGUUCCCACAAAACCAGAAAAUUCUGCCAACGCAUUUAUUAUGGCUAAAAUGCUUGAUAAGAUGGACAAGCUGUUUAAAAUUCAAGCUGAUAUUUUGAAAUAUCUCAAAACAGAGCAUAGCAUCAACAGGUUACAGAAAAAGCCAUUUGCCAAAAGGUGGAAGCGGAGUCUACACAACUCGAAACAUCACAAGAAAACUCACAAAGACAUCAAGAGAAAUUAAGAAAAGAAAUGCGAACUAAGGUUGAAAAUUAUCGGACAAACUACCCUCAGAUUAGUUAAACAUUUUUUCGAUGAUUGACCAGCUCUUGCAAUUACUUUUAUCUCUCAACAUCGCUCACAACCUGCUUCGGUCGCACUUGUGUUGCCUAGCAACCGCUAUCUAUAGCAACAGUUACUUAUCAAGUAAGCAACGUUGCUUAUGAACUAUAACGUUAGGCAACGCAAAGGCCAGUCCCUGUUCCCAGGCAGCAACCAAAUGAUACCCGUAAAAGAUUUAUUUAUCUUGGUAAGUCUGUCGCUUAAGCAUUUAUUUGAACAAACCGGGGCAGUGUUAAGUGGAAACAAAGAUGACAAAAAAUAUUUGCCACAAAAUAUGACUGGCACCACUCUCAGUAUUAUGUAGACAUAAGUUAAUGGGACUUGGUAAUGGGACAAUAAAAAUUCACUUCCUAUAUAUAAUACUGAAAUGCUUGGUCAUUUCCUGUCCCUUAUCGAACAGCUCAGAUAAUAUGAUAUUCCCUUUUCAGACCUUCGUUGUCUGAAGAAUAUGUAAAUAUAAGUACGCUUUUCUCCUCGAACGACAGCAGGGAAGUUGAGAGUCAUAAUAUGUAGUAUGUAUAACUGCCAUUGGAUAGUGAUUUAGUGUAUUAAGGAUACCAAAGGCAGGGUUCCUUUACACUGAUUUAUAUAAUUGUAACAUUUAACCACGAGUAACAUGCAUUCCAGACAAAUCCGUUACAUGGUAACUUGGAUAGAAACACGACUCUGCCAAGUAAUCACGUGGUUUAGGAAUACUGACAAUGGGAUGAAAUAUGGGUUGUUAACUGAGGAGGAAAAAAAUUAGGGGAUAAAAUUAGAUAUAGAAAAAUGUAAAUAUGGAAAAUUUUGAUACUUGUAUUUAAUAAAUAUGUCUGUCGAAACAAAAGGCUCAAUUUGAUUUGAUGUCCUUUUGAUAUAAAAGAGGACUGGGGUGGGAUUUAAUUAGUGAUACAUGGAGUGUUUUUGAAAAUAAAGAAAAGAAGAAAUAAAUAUUCACGAGAAAAAGAAAAAGAAAAAAAAAAAAAAAGAAAAAAACAAAAAACAAAAAACGGUGACCAAACGCUUCAAAUUAAGGAUGUAACAGUUUCUGCCUCCCAAGACAGUUUUUUGCUUGACUUCCCAAAUCAAAUUAUGAUUGAGAAAAGGUUAUAAUAAAAUCGGGAUGGACGGAAAAACGUUUGCCUCAAAGUUAAUAGUCAACGAGGUGUCUUCGUGCUGAACUUUAUUAAGCCAAAGAUUUUCUCUCCGCCGCUCACCCAGUCAAAGGCAACCUUGUAUUUUUGUUGUAAACUUUCAUCACUUGAAAUUCUCAAGUGCAUAGAUUAUGGUAAAGAGAGUUAACGGUGAUGUUCAAGAGAAAUUUCCGUGCAACCUGAAUUCCCCACCAGUGAUUUAAUUCUCGGCUCGUCGUUAUCUCCGAUGACAGUGGUAAACAUU